GCCUUCUCUCUAUUCUCCUCCCUCUUCUCUACCUUCAAAAUGCGUUUCACUACAGUUUUCACAUCCGUGCUGGCCCUCGCCGCCGGUGCCAACGCUGCCGUCAGCGCUUCGGACAUGAAGAACAAUAUCGACCAGAUUACCGAUGUGUCUGCUGACACCAAUGACAUCGCUAAGUCCCUCUCCGUGACGAACAUGUUCCAGAAGGCUCCUGAAGUGAUCGAAAGCUUCAAGCGCAUCAUUGUGAUGGUCACCAAGGACAUCUCCGCUAUGAACGACAAGCGCUCUCUGCAGGCCCGCCAGGAGUGCCUGAACGUCAAGGAUAUUGAAGGAUGUCUCGAGGGCCUUGGCGAGAUCAUCGAGGACCCCGGCGAGAUCCUUGGUAGCAAGCGCGACGUUCCGGACCUCGGCAAAACCCUUGGUCGCAAGCGCCAGUCUCCUGACUACAACGACAUGGAGCAGAACCAGAUCUGCGGAGCUUUCCGUGGUUUCGUCCAAGUCCACCAGGAACUGCUGAAGACCAUUAUUGGCAAGCACGGCCUGCUGAGCCUGACUCCCUUCACCCAGCCCAUUGCUGCUGUUCUCCGCACUCUGGAGGUUGUUGUUGACACCAUUGCUUUCAGCAUCAUCGACACCGUUCCUACCUGUGCUGAGGGUGCUACCAACGACAAGAGCAGCCUGGACGACACCCUGACGGAUGCCUUAGACACCUACAACUAAGCGUAAAAGCAUGGAAUGCGCUCUUUUGGCAUCAAUUAAUGCUUUCAAUUCUUAAUCUUCUGUCAUACUCUUUCUAACGUUACAACUUUGAGAUAUGCUAAUGACGACUAUCACUUGAGAUUAAUUGAAUAAUACUAUGAAC
Molecule: messenger RNA, 859 nt
Organism: Aspergillus ruber CBS 135680
Lineage: Eukaryota; Fungi; Ascomycota; Eurotiomycetes; Eurotiales; Aspergillaceae
Exons: 3
Coding region: 40-717 (225 amino acids)
Source: RefSeq, a predicted model, not a curated record